Messenger RNA from Prunus armeniaca (apricot), 1131 nucleotides. Lineage: Eukaryota; Viridiplantae; Streptophyta; Magnoliopsida; Rosales; Rosaceae. The record is from the annotation of a GenBank genome assembly.
AUGGAGGUGAACCAAAUACUUCACAUGAACAAAGGAGAUGGCGAGACUAGUUAUUCUCAAAACUCCCAAGUGCAGGGCAAAAUAUUAUCGGUUGCAAAGCCAAUCAUUCAUGAAGCCGUGCUAGAAAUAUUGAGCUCAAAUAAUAUAGAGAGCAUGGGGAUUGCCGAUUUGGGUUGCUCAUCUGGAGCCAACACCUUACUGCCCGUCUCCUACAUCAUGGAUGCCAUACAUGCGAAGCGCAGCAGCCUCGGCCUCCAGCUGUCCCCAUCAUCAACAACAGAGUUCAGAGUGUAUCUCAAUGACCUCUUCAGCAACGACUUCAACGCCAUUUUUAUGUCACUCCCUGCAUUCUACAACAACUUGAAACAAGAGAAAGGUCCUGAAUUUGGGUCGGUCUUUGUUUCUGCCGUGCCAGGUUCGUUUCACGGUAGGUUGUUUCCGGCCAAGACUUUGCAUUUUGUGCACUCUUCUUGUAGCAUCCACUGGCUCUCUCGGGUCCCCCCUGCCCUCAGCAACACCCCGGCGGAGACAGCUGGCUCGGCCUUGAACAAGGGAAAGAUCUACAUUUCUAAGACCAGCCCUCAAUGCGUUUUGGACGCAUAUUCACUUCAGUUUCACGAAGACUUUUCAUCGUUUCUUAAGUCCCGCGCUGAAGAAGUAGUUGGCGGAGGACGAAUGGUGUUGUCACUCAUUGGCAGGCCUUCCUCUGAUCCCACAACUCGAGAGAGUUGCGACCAGUGGGAGCUCUUAGCCCAUGCAUUAAUGACCCUGGUUUCUGAGGGUCUUAUUGAAGAGGGAAAGGUUGAUGCCUUCAACAUUCCCUAUUAUGCCCCAUGUGCAGAGGAAUUGAAAUUGGAGGUACAGAAAGAAGGGUCGUUCGUAAUCGACCGUGUGGAGGCGUUUGAAAUUGAUCGGGAUGCUGGUGGUGGUGAAUCUGAUGACAUGGUGGCUAGUGGGCAGCGAAUGGCCAAGAGCAUAAGAGUCGUGGCGGAGUCAAUGCUAGAAUCUCAUUUCGGAAAAGAUAUAAUGGAUCAUCUGUUUCGAAAGUACGCAGAGCUCCUGGGGGAUCACUUGUCAAAGUUUAGAACCAAGUAUACCAGUUUGGUCAUUUCAGUCAUCAGAAAGCAAUGA